This is a messenger RNA of Raphanus sativus (radish), 609 nucleotides long. RefSeq lists its product as uncharacterized. The transcript is spliced from 2 exons. The record is from RefSeq and is a predicted model, not a curated record. Gene Ontology annotation, cellular component: endoplasmic reticulum membrane; endoplasmic reticulum. Lineage: Eukaryota; Viridiplantae; Streptophyta; Magnoliopsida; Brassicales; Brassicaceae. Gene Ontology annotation, biological process: intracellular protein transport; endoplasmic reticulum to Golgi vesicle-mediated transport. Bases 67 to 480 code for a protein of 137 amino acids.
UUAUAACAAACUCAAGCAAAUUUGUAUCUGAUCCAUUCUAAACAACCUCUCCAUGUCACUAAAAAGAUGUUCAUAGAGAUGUUCCAGCUUCUAUUCACGGUCGUAUCAAUCGAAGCCGUUCUAAUAUUAACACUUGGGUUUGGGACUCCGGUAAGAAGAGUGGUGGUGAAAUUACUAGACUUGUUGAAGCGAGGCCGAGGACCACUGGUUACAAAAACGGUUGCAGUCACUAUGCUUGUGCUGUUUGGCUCUGUUCUGUUCAGCACGAUUCAGAUCAACAGAAGGGUGUCCGAGUCUGGUGGUGUAGCCAACCCGACUGAUCAAGUCAUGUUUGCGAAUCGCCUCCUAGAAGCCUUCCUCAUGGGGACUGUGUUGUUCUUGGCAAUGGUGAUAGACAGAAUGCAUUACUACACAAGAGAGCUUCAAAUUACAAGGAGAAACUUGGAGGUUGCAGUAAAGAAGACCAAAACAGCUGCUUAAUGCCAAACAAAUUGGCGUCAGGAAUUCAACUAUAAAUCUGUAAAUAAUUUAUCAAAAUUGAUUUGAACUUCAAAACUACACCUGAGCAUUUGUACUGAAUCAGACCAAAAUAUUCAAAUAUUUAUUGCA